Mesocricetus auratus (golden hamster) is the source of this 9166-nucleotide messenger RNA. RefSeq names its product myomegalin. Gene Ontology annotation, cellular component: microtubule organizing center. Lineage: Eukaryota; Metazoa; Chordata; Mammalia; Rodentia; Cricetidae. The coding region runs from base 634 to 8304 and encodes 2556 amino acids. The record is from RefSeq and is a predicted model, not a curated record. The transcript has 41 exons.
GGAUCAGAGCGUGCGUUCGGGGGGACCUCAUCAGAGUAAAGCAGCCAGGCACUGGCCUGAGAGCCGGCUUUCCACUCUCCACUCGGAGCGAAGUCUGCGUUACCGGGAUAGCGGGAGAGACUGGAUUGAGGGCGGAGGCGAGGUGCUCGCCAGCCCGCAUGCGCAGAGCCGCCGCGGUCGGACUACAACUCCCAGAGGAGUCUCACGGAGGCCGCCUGCCCCGACGCCAUCUUGAAAUCUGAUGCCUCAUCGCCGGGGUUUUGCGUCAGCCCUGAGCCGCCGCUACUGUCCCAGAGCCCAGCCUGCCCGCCCGGGAGGACGCAGAGGACGCGGCGGCCCGCGAGAGAGACAGCUGUGGGGGCCUUGGCAGCGUCCGCGCGCAGCUCGCAUCCUGUCACUCAGCAUCCCCCUCGGUGCUUCGGCGCCCGCCCCCUGCCCGAGGGGCGGGGCUGGCCGUGUGGUACCCAGAGCCUGCGCGCUCCGAGGUGGACCCCUACCCAGUGAGGACCCGGGGCAGGGCCAUGCCAGCCACAGACAAUCAAGGUGGGGAGAGACACGCAUCGCGGAGCCAGUGAGCAACUCGUGGCUGGAGCCGUUACCGAGAAAGAAACUCGGCACUCUCCCGGAGUAAAGAUGAAAGAGAUUUGCAGGAUCUGUGCCCGGGAGCUGUGCGGAAACCAGCGGCGUUGGAUCUUCCACACAGCGUCCAAGCUCAACCUCCAGGUUCUGCUCUCGUACGUCCUCGGCAAAGAUGUCACUCGGGAUGGCAGAGCCGAGUUUGCCUGCAGCAAGUGUGCUUUCAUGCUCGAUCGCAUCUAUCGAUUCGAUACUGUUAUUGCCAGGAUCGAAGCCCUUUCUCUUGAGCGCUUGCAGAAGCUGCUGCUGGAAAAGGAUCGCCUCAAGUUCUGCAUUGCCAGUAUGUAUCGGAAGAAUAACGAUGACUCCGGCGAGGAGAUCAAGGCGGGGAGUGGGACUGUUGACAUUUCCAGCUUGCCAGAUAUGAGGUACUCUGCACUGCUCCAGGAAGACUUUGCCUAUUCAGGGUUUGAGUGCUGGGUAGAAAAUGAGGAACAGAGUCAGGAGUCCCACAGCUGUCAUGGUUCUGAAGGCCCCGGAAACCGACCCAGGAGAUGCCGUGGUUGUGCCUCUUUGCGGGUUGCGGAUUCUGACUAUGAAGCCAUUUGUAAGGUGCCUCGAAAAGUGGCCAGAAGUAUUUCUUAUGCCCCUUCUAGCAGGUACUCCGCCAGCAUUUGCACCGAAGAACCGGCAUUGUCAGAGGUUGGGCCACCAGACUUAGCAAGCACAAAAGUACCCCCGGAUGGAGAAAGCAUGGAGGAAGGCACGCCAGGUUCCUCUGUGGAAUCUUUAGAUGCUAGUGUCCAGGCCAGUCCUCCACAACAGAAAGACGAGGAAACGGAGAGAAGUGCGAAAGAACUUCCAAAGUGUGACUAUUGUUCCGAUGAACAGGCGCCACACCAUUUUUGUAACCACAAACUGGAGCUAGCUCUUAGCAUGAUUAAAGGUCUUGAAUAUAAGCCCCUUCAAAGUCCCCGAGGGAGCAAGCUUCCAAUUCCAGUGAAAUCCAGCCCACUUGGAGCCAAGCCUGGCCAUAUCAUGACAAAUGGAGUUAGUUCCAAUUUCCUUAACAGGCCUUUGACACCCGUGAGUUAUCCUUUGGAGCUCUCAGACCUACAGGAGCUGUGGGAUGAUCUCUAUGAAGAGUAUUUGCCACUUCAGUUCCAGCCCCAGCCUGUGAAGUUACUCAAGCAACAAAAGCCUGACUCAGAUGAGACCCCUGCCAUCCAGCCUGUUAUCGAGAAAUCUGUGUCUGACUCCGACUUGGAAGAACUCCGGGACAAAAUCCAGCAAACAGAGGUCAGCAACAAGAUUCUUCAAGAGAAACUGAAUGAAAUGAGCUGUGAACUAAGAUCUGCACAGGAGUCGUCCCGGAAGCAAGAUGUGACAAUUCAAAGCCUCAAGGAAUCGCUAAAAAGCAGGGAAAGUGAGACCGAGGAGCUGUACCAGGUGGUCGAAGGUCAAAAUGACACAAUGGCAAAGCUUCGAGAAAUGCUGCACCAAAGCCAGCUUGGACAACUUCAUAGCUCAGAGGGCAUUGCCUCAACUCAGCAACAGGCGACCCUGCUUGAUCUUCAGAAUGCUCUGUUCUGCAACCAGCUUGAAAUACAGAAGCUCCAGAGGCUCGUACGCCAGAAAGAACGGCGACUGGCUGAUGUCAAGCGAUGCAUGCAGUUUGUAGAGGCUACAGCCCAGGAGACAGAGCAACAGAAGGAAGCUUCUUGGAAACAUAACCAGGAAUUACGAAAAGCUUUACAACACCUCCAAGGAGAAUUGCACAGUAGGAACCAACAGCUUCAUACUCUGGAGAUGGAAAAAUACAAUGAGAUUCGAAUCCGUGAACAAGACAUUCAACACUUACAUCAAAGUCUGCAUCUCAAAGAGCAAUUGCUUCGGGAACUUCAGGAGCUCCUACAACAUGGAGAUAACCCAGACAAAACUCUCAAAACAAGUGAGGUGUUGCUUGAGAAAAUGCAGCAACAAAUACAAGACCGAGCUGCUGAUCUGCAGCGGGCUAUAGAUGAAAAGUUCUCUGCUCUGGAGGAAAAGGACAAGGAAUUGCAGCAGCUUCAUCGUGCGGUGAGAGAGCGUGAUCAUGAUUUAGAGAGACUUCGCAGUGUCCUGUCUGCCAACGAAACUACCAUGCAAAGUAUGGAGGGCCUCCUGAGGGCCAAAGGCCUGGAACUGGAACAGUUAGCUGCCACCUGUCAGAACCUCCAGUGGCUGAAGGCAGAACUGGAAACCAAAUCUGGCCAUUGGCAGAAGGAACAAGAGAGCAUCCUUCAGCAGCUGCAGACAUCCCUGCAAAACAAGGACAAGGAAGCGGAGGAUCUCAGGGCAACAUUACUCGGCAAACUGGGACCUGGUCAGAGCGAAGUAGCUGAGGAGCUGUGCCAGCGCCUGCAGCAGAAGGAGAGGAUGCUGCAGGACCUUCUGAGUGACCUGAAUAAACAAACUGCGGAGCAUGAGAUGGAGAUCCAGGGGCUGCUUCAGUCGAUGAGCACCAGGGAGCAGGCCAGCCAAGCUGCUGCAGAAAAAAUGGUACAAGCCUUCCUGGAAAGAAAUACAGAAUUACACGCCCUGCGGCAGUACUUAGGAGAGAGAGACCUAAUCAACUCUCGGGCACUCCUCUUAAACCAACAAGCUAAAGGGACUUCCAUUGGUCCCCACCUUGGAGAGAAGACUGAUCAAAGCUCUGUGCAGGUGCCCUCUGGAGCCGGUAGCACUUUGCUGACUGCUAGAGAAGAUGCCGGCGUGCCCAGGUCCACAGUAGGAGACUCGGACACAGUUGCAGGGCUGGAGAAAGAACUGAGUAAUGCCAAGGAAGAACUCGAGCUUAUGGCUAAAAAAGAAAGAGAAAGCCAGAUAGAGCUGUCUGCUCUGCAGUCCAUGAUGGCUGUACAAGAGGAUGAGCUUCAGGUGCAGGCCGCUGACUUGGAGUCGCUGACCAGGAACAUACAGAUAAAAGAAGAUCUCAUAAAGGACCUGCAAAUGCAACUGGUCGACCCUGAAGACAUACCAGCCAUGGAACGCCUGACCCAAGAGGUCUUACUUCUUCGGGAAAAAGUUGCUUCAUUAGAAUCCCAGGGUCAGGAAGUUUCAGGAAACCGGAGACAACAGUUGCUGCUGAUGCUAGAGGGACUGGUAGAUGAACGGAGUCGGCUCAACGAGGCCCUGCAAGCUGAGAGGCAGCUGUACAGCAGUCUGGUCAAGUUCCACGCCCAUCCAGAGAACUCUGAGAGAGACCGAACUCUGCAGGUGGAACUGGAAGGGGCCCAGGCAUUACGUGGUCGCCUAGAAGAAGUUCUUGGAAGAAGCCUGGAGCGCUUAAGCAGGCUGGAGACCAUGGCCGCCAUUGGAGGUGCUGCUGCAGGCGGUGACCCUGAAGAUACAAGCACAGAGUUCACAGACAGCAUCGAGGAGGAGGCUGCCCACAACAGCCACCAGCCACUCAUCAAGGUGGCCUUGGAGAAAAGCCUGGUGACCAUGGAGACCCAGAACAUAUGUCUUCAGCCCCCUUCCCCGGCAGGAGGGGACAGUAACAGGUGUCUUCAGGAAGAACUGCUCCACCUGAGGGCUGAAGUCCACCAGCACUUAGAGGAGAAGAGAAAAGCUGAGGGGGAACUCAAGGAGCUGAAGGCUCAAAUCGAGGAAGCAGGAUUCUCCUCUGUGUCCCACAUCAGGAACACCAUGCUGAGCCUUUGCCUUGAGAAUGCAGAGCUGAAAGAGCAGAUGGGGGAAGCAAUGUCUGACGGAUGGGAGGUCGAGGAAGACAAGGAGAAGGGUGAGGCGAUGGUGGAGACUGUGGACGCCAAAGCGGGUGUGGAUGAGAGCAGCCUUCAGGCUGAGUUCAGAAAGGUCCAGGGGAAGCUCAAGAGUGCCCACAACAUCAUCAGCAUCCUCAGAGAACAGCUGGUCCUGAGCAGCUCGGAGGGGAGCAGCAAAGUGAUGCCAGAGCUCCUCGUGCGCCUGGCCAGGGAGGUGGACAGAAUGAACACGGGCCUGCCUUCCCCUGGCAAGCAUCGACACCAAGAGCAGGAGAAUGUGACCACGAGGCCUGGCCGCAGACCCCAGAGUCUCAGUCUCGGGGCAGCCCUCUCAGUGGACACCCACCAACUGGAGAACAAACCCCAGGCCCAAGACUCUGGACACCAGCCAGAAUUUAGCCUACCAGGGUCCACCAAACACCUGCGUUCCCAGCUGGCUCAGUGCAGACAACGGUAUCAAGACCUCCAGGAGAAACUACUCAUCUCAGAAGCCACCGUGUUUGCCCAGGCAAACCAGCUGGAGAAGUACAGGGCCAUAUUCAGUGAAUCCCUGGUGAAACAGGACAGCAAGCAAAUCCAGGUGGACCUUCAAGACCUGGGCUAUGAGACUUGUGGCCGGAGUGAGAAUGAAGCCGAACGUGACGAGACCACCAGCCCCGAGUGUGAGGAGCACAAUAGCCCGAGACCCGUGAUGCUCAUGGAGGGGCUGUGCUCUGAGCAGGGCUACCUGGACCCCGUCCUGGCCAGCCCCCCUGCGAAGAAGCCGUACGGGAACAAACUGGGGAGGCAGGAGGAGUUCCAGGUGCAUGGCAAUUCUGACGACAGCUCUAUCCUGAGGAAGGACAUCAGAGAUCUGAAAGCCCAGCUCCAGAAUGCCAACAAAGUCAUUCAGAACCUCAGGAGCCGGGUUCGGUCCCUCUCGGCCACAAGUGAUUACUCCUCUAGUCUGGAGAGACCCCGGAAGCUGAGAACCAUCGCAACCCUUGAGGGGUCUUCACCUCGCAGUGUCACUGAUGAAGAUGAAGGGUGGCUGUCUGAUGGCACUGGGGCUUUUUACCCUCCAGGGCUACAGGCCAAAAAGGACCUGGAGAGUCUCAUCCAGAGAGUGUCCCAGCUGGAGGCCCAGCUCCCAAAAACUGGACUAGAGGGGAAGCUGGCUGAGGAGCUGAGGUCUGCCUCGUGGCCUGGAAAAUAUGAUUCUUUGAUUCAGGAUCAGGCCAGAGAACUAUCAUAUCUGCGUCAAAAAAUACGAGAAGGGAGAGGCAUUUGUUAUCUUCUCACACAACAUGCGAAAGACACAAUAAAGUCUUUUGAGGACCUCCUGAGGAGCAAUGACAUUGACUACUACCUGGGCCAGAGCUUCCGGGAGCAACUGGCCCAAGGGGGUCAGCUGAUGGAGAGACUCACCUGCAAACUCAGCACUAAGGAUCAUAAAAGUGAGAAAGAAGAAGCUGGGCUUGAGCCGCUGGCCCUCAGGCUCAGCAGGGAGCUACAGGAGAAGGAGAAAGUGAUUGAAGUCCUGCAGGCCAAGCUGGACACCCGGUCUCUCUCGCCCCCCAGCAGCCACGCCUUGUCAGAUUCCCACCGCUCUGCCAGCAGUACGUCCUUACUGUCUGACGAGAUUGAGGCCUGCUCUGACAUGGACGUAGCCAGCGAGUACACACUCUAUGAAGAGAAGAAGCCUUCACCCGGUCACUCAGAGUCCAUCCAUCAUUUGAGUCGUUCUGCUGUGUUGUCUUCUAAACCAUCAGCAACCAGUGCGUCUCAGGGGCUUCAGGUCGAGUCCAGCAACAGCCCCAUCAUCUUGCCAACUCCCCAGAGCAUCCCCAAGGAGGCCCGCCAGGCCCACUCAGGCUUUCAUUUUCACUCCAUACCCAAGCCAGCUAGCCUUUUCCAGGCACCAAAGCACUCAACUCCACCCAGCUUCCUGCCUUUCAGGCCCUCUGACCCGCCCCCUCUUGGUUGCUGUGAGACACCGGUGGUGUCCUUGGCUGAGGCUCAACAGGAGCUGCAGAUGCUGCAGAAGCAGCUGGGAGAAAGUGUUAGCAUGGCUCCUCCUGCCUCCACAGCGACACUGCUGAGCAGCCAUGCAGAAGCUAGCUCUCCCCGCUACCUCAACCCCACUCGGCCCCACUCUCCUACAAGGGGCAUCAUAGAGCUGGGCAGGAUCCCCGAGCCUGGAUACCUGGGUAGCAGUGGCCAGUGGGACAUGAUGAGGCCUCAGAAAGGGAGCAUCUCUGGGGACCUGUCCUCAGGUUCCUCGCUGUACCAGCUUAACUCCAGACCCACAGGGGCCGACCUGUUGGAAGAGCAUCUCAGUGAGAUCCGGAGCCUGCGCCAGCGCCUGGAGGAGUCCAUCUGUGUCAACGACCGGCUUCGGGAGCAGCUGCAGCACAGGCUCAGCUCCACUGCCCGGGAAAGUGGCUCCACCUCCCACUUCUACAGUCAGGGCCUGGAGUCUGUGCCUCAGCUCUACAAUGAGAACAGAGCCCUAAGGGAAGAAAACCAAAGCCUGCAGGCUCAGCUCAGUCAGGCUUCCAGAGGACACUCCCAGGAAAUGGACCGCCUGCAGGAGGCGCUGCACUCCUCUCGAUCCCAGCUUCAAGAGCUGGAGAAGGAGCUGGAGCGGCAGAAGGCUGAGCGGCAGCAGCUGCUGGAAGACUUACAGGAGAAGCAGGAAGAGAUCUUGCAUUUCCGGGAGGAGAGGCUAUCGCUCCAGGAGAAGGACUCCAGACUGCAGCACAAACUGGCUUUCCUGCAACAGCAGUGCGAGGAAAAGCAGCAGCUCUCCCUAUCCCUGCAGUCAGAGCUCCAGAUCUACGAGUCACUCUGUGGAAACCCUAAGACCGGCCUGAAAGCUUUCAGCCUAGAUUCCUGUCACCAAGUCCCCAGUGAGUUAAGCUACCUGGUAGCUGAGAUCCGAGCUCUGAGAGGGCAGUUGGAGCAGAGCAUUCAAGGGAACAACCGUCUGCGGCAGCAGCUGGAGCAGCAGCUGGAUUGUGGUGCUGGCAAAGCCAAUCUCAACCCCUCCUCUGUUAGCCAGAGCUUCUCAGCCAGUGUGGAAUCUGCAAGCACCCUGUCACUCAUCCAAGGUUCAGCCACUUCCCCUCCAGUCAGGGAUGUUGGCUUGAAUUCUCCAGCCAUGGUCUUCCCCAGCUCUUCUUGCUCUGUUCCUGGCUCAGACCCUGCCAUCACCACCAGGACAAAUGAGCUGGGUUCAAAUGAUUCUGCAGUGAUGAAGAACCCUCCCAAGCUGGAGGGUGAUGCCACUGAUGGCUCCUUUGCCAACAAGCGUGGCCGACAUGUUAUCGGCCAUAUUGAUGACUACAGUGCUCUACAGCAGCAGAUUGGGGAAGGCAAGCUGCUGGUUCAGAAGAUACUGUCUCUCUCAAGGCUAGCAUGCAACACCCCUGGACCUGAAGCUCCGGGCACAGAGGUGCCAGGUAACAAAAGUGUCCGUGAGCUGCGGAGCAGCGCCAGUGCUCUGAGCCACACCCUGGAAGAGUCAGCAUCUCUCCUCACCAUGUUCUGGAGAGCAGCCUUGCCAAGCCAGCAUGGGCCAGGACUGGUAGGCAAAGCGGGACAGUUGAUAGAGAAAGAACUCCUGGACCUGCGAGCCCAAGUGUCCCAGCAGGAACAGCUCCUUCAGAAAACUAACGAACGUCUGAAGACAGCCAAGCAGAAGAAGAAGUACAUGGAACAGUACAUCGUGAACCACCUGACCAGGACCCAUGAUGUCUUGAAGAAAGCACGGACUAAUUUAGAGCACGGCUCUUACAAGAUUUCCUCUGUGCAGCCAUAUUCCUGUCCCAGCAAAGGUGAAGUCCUUAAGGGCCCGGCCACGCACCUCAGCCUUGUGACCCUUGCCUUCCAGGAGCCCCACAAGAAACGAAGCCAGCAGCCCUUAGUACAGCAGGAAGGGUGGGCCUGCCCCUCUCUUGUGCGGCUGCCUGUCUGCUAAGGAAUACCUGGUUCCACCCUGCCCCUGCUGCAGGUCCAGGAAAAGGCUCAGAGAUGUGUCCCCAGGGGACAGACAGCACGGAGAGUGGCAUCCUGGCGGCAGUGAAUAGGAUCAGCCAAGCCCUCGGGCCGGCACUAAGCAGAGCUGAUGUAGACUGCACUGCGUAGAAGGCCGUGUGGCCCUGCUUCUAAACAGCCUCAGGGGCAUGACGUCACAGUUCUUGCCUCAGCAUCUGUCCUCAAGAUGGCCAACUCAGGGGAACUGGGACCUCGCUGCCCACAGACAGGAUGUGUGGUCCCAACACCAAAGCUGCUCGGACAGUUGUAAAAACACACUACUGAGAGACAGUGCCCCGCUGGACAGUGCUGGGGUUCAGAAAGCUCCCCUCACAAACCCACUCUUGACCCAGGCCAGCCCUAUGGGCCAAGCCAGGUAGUAAUUUGGUCUACACCACCGCACCAGAGUUCUUUGAGUGUACACAGCAAACAUGGUGACUUCUGGGUGCCACACGCUUAGCCUAGCACCUUCUGUCUCUUAUCGGAUCUCAAGUUGAACUGGCUCCCUUAAAUGUGCUGUCCCCCAUAAUUCUAACUUCCCUCAGGGGAGCAGGGGGCUGGUGGCCACAUCAUGCCUGUUGAAUGUCUAGCAUACCUGUACCUCUUUUAAUCGCAUGGGCGAGGCCUGUUCUGUGCUGAAGACGUGUGUCUUCGCAGUGCUCCUAGGAUGUGGGUGUGUGUAUAAAUGUAUAAUACAGAUAUAUAUGUUGCCAUGGCCCUGUGUUAAAGGCCAUACUGUGCAGACAGGUGGGUGGAAGGAUGCUACACAGUCUUUCUGAUGGCUAUUAAAGCAAACUGUGUAUAAA